AUGCUUGGAAAAGUUCCUUUCAUCGGAUUCCACCAUGUACUAAUGUUCUUCAUUGCGUGCUCUAUUAUAUUGAUAUCUCUUCUCAUGGCUGGUUGCACCAGUGCCCCGCUAUCUAACGUCUACCUCCUUUCCCUAUCCUACAUAGAUCAACUGUCACCCUCUCACAAUGACUCGUCGAAAAUCAACCAAAAUGUUUCAACUAUGUUUUUUGACCUUGUGAGUCGAGGAGGUUUGAACGCUUCAACCGCAGUGGAGGUUCGCGUUGGCUUUUUGGGGUUCUGCCUGAGAGACCCUUCAGGCAUUUGGGUAUGCGCCAAAAGUGCUACAUCGCUGGCGAAGUUUGUCAGAGAAUCUGGAUCUUUUGAUGUGGAUCCUUUGAACGUGAUAUGGAUUGCGAAAGAAUUCCAGAAACAGUCUUUGUUUAGUGGAUUAUGGAUUUCCUCGAUUCCACUCAUACUUGUGUGUUUUAUUAUUCUUUUCACGUUCCCAGGGUGGCAUGAUGAAGAGGAUUCAGCCGGUAUGGAAAUUGAAGUGAGGCCAUUUCCCUCAAGGCGGUUGUCGAAUUGGGCAUUGAUUCUCGUUGCUUUAGCCUCGUUUCUCAGCUUUGUGUCAGCAUUCUGGCAGCAUAUCUCUAGUGCAACGGGAGCAUCAAUGGUACGCAGCCUCUCCUAUGGAACAAUCAGAACUGUUGUCGGUCCAGCUGCGAUGGCUUUGGCAUGGGGCAGUGUAUUUUUCUUGUUUCUUACGACCUUUGGACUCCUAAUUAUGAUAAUGAGUAUCAAAGUGUUGGCGGAGACAUUCGGUUGA
This is a messenger RNA of Botrytis deweyae, 807 nucleotides long. RefSeq lists its product as uncharacterized. The transcript is spliced from 4 exons. The record is from RefSeq and is a predicted model, not a curated record. NCBI's taxonomy places the organism in Eukaryota, Fungi, Ascomycota, Leotiomycetes, Helotiales, Sclerotiniaceae. The coding region runs from base 1 to 807 and encodes 268 amino acids. Gene Ontology annotation, cellular component: membrane; mating projection tip. Gene Ontology annotation, biological process: conjugation with cellular fusion.